GUCCUUGAUAUUGGGUUAGAAUUCCUCCUGCGGACGCAAACAUUUUGAGAGAAAAUGAUUUCCCUAGAGGUUAGGUCAAUAGUAAUUUAUUCUCCUUCUGCUCCGUUUCCAGCUUUGUCUUGUGAUGGUGCUCUGUGAAUCUGCGGGCUGGGUUGGUGUUUCCUGGUCGCUAGUGGGUCGUCGGAUUGGCCUAAACUUUGUUCUCUUGUACCGGGAAAAUAUCUUCGGCUGAGCAUUUUUUGGGACAGUAAUUAUACGGGGAAGAGUCCAGGAACGUCGGUUGGGAAUUUUCUUUAGUAUUCUCCGGAGGCGUAUGCCCGUAUGUCUUCUGUUUAUUUGGCAGAUUGCGCUUUGUCUUUGGGUCGUAAUUUUGCCAUUUCAUAUUUAUGUUUUGGAGAGAAACAACCUGAGUCAUGCCAUUGUUUGCGGUCCGGUUCUGAAGUAGGAAUUGAUAUAAAACGAACGGCGCAAACAAUCUCUCAUAAAGUGAUUUAGAUGAAGAGACUUGAUAUUCCAAGUGAGGCAGAAAAUUUUGAACUUGUGGGUUGGAUCUUGUGUAGUUGUUCUCUGCUUGCUUCAAUAUUUUCAAAUGCUUGGAGCUUUUGUAUUGCAUUUAUUGCCUUAUGGAAUUGUGGUUAUUUGCUACACUUGGAAAGGUCUAAACCUAUGCACAAUAAUCGUUUCCUUCUGAGUUCUAUUUAGAAACUUUGACGAAGACGGUGCAGAAUUCCAGCUACAUAUUCCUAAACAUAUUUUUGAAAACCGAAACAAGAAAUCAAGUGUGAUCAAUUUUCGUUCUGAUUAGGAAUUCAACAUGUAAAUGACAGAUAGCUUCUAGAUGUGUUCACGUUUUCCAUCUGGUUAUAGGCUUAUAUCUACAAGAUGAGAUCUGGAAAGACCUUGUGAAACAUUUUUGUUAGGCCUGCAUUUUUCCUGGGUAAUUGUAUGUUUCUGAAUUUGUGCUUUAUUAUUGUGGAAGGGCCACAAUUAAAUGUUUAGGUUUAGUGCUUAGUUAAUUCCAAGUAAGUCCUUUUGAGUUGUCCCGGUCCUCUGUCUGGCACCAUCACUGUGAUUUUGUGGAAGAGGAGAAAUCUGGACUUGGAUUAUGGGAGUACAAGUCGUGAACGGCAUUGAUAGUCUUCUUUGGCCAAGAACCUCCAAAUAUGUAAAUUUGACUUUUUCCUCCUUUUCUUUAAUAAUUUUUAGCAGACUUUCAAAUACAUGUUUCUCUAGUUGGACUUUUCUUUUUAUUUACGCACGAUCUUAUCUACUUUUGUAACUUAUUUUGGAAGGAUUCUAGUGUGAUGCACAUUUAGGAUAAUUUGACUUGUGGACGCGGUAUAAAAGCACUACGAUAAAGCUCUAUAAGCAUGUCUUUGGGGAGAAGUGGACGUAAAAAAAAUUUGUGGAAGAUGGAAAAUUCUGAAAAAGAACGGACAUAUGAAAAGGUUCUUGCACAGGGGCUACAGACUCCUUUUGUCCCUAAACAAAAUUUGUUCGAAAAGAUCCAUGGUCUUGGAGCAGUAUUUUGCCAAGGAAUGGAAAUCCACCUUAGGCAACAGUGAGACAAUCGAUCCUGGAAAUAGCAUCGGCUCCUUCGACUGCAAUAUCUGCCUGGAAUCUGCCCAAGAACCCGUGAUCACCCUCUGUGGUCACCUAUACUGCUGGCCCUGCAUCUAUAAAUGGCUCCAUGUACAAAGCGCAUCUCUUGCUUCAGAUGAACACCCACAAUGCCCAGUCUGCAAGUCUGAGAUUUCACAUACAGCCAUGGUCCCCCUGUAUGGCCGUGGCCAUUGCUCCAGUGAACUUGAGCUAGAAGGGAAGUCUUCAAAUCGUGCUGUGGUCAUACCCCCGAGACCAGCUGCUUGUGGAACUCAAGCUCCAGCAUCUACGGCAGCUCCGACCACUCAGCAGCUUCCAUAUCGAAACCCUUAUCAAGACCAACAUUUCCAUACUGGUCCUUUGAGCAGUUAUGAAAAUGAAGCUUCAUCAUCGUUGCUCAACUUUGGAAGCACGGGCAUUCGGAAUACAACGGUGGGUAUGUUUGGCGAGAUGGUUUACGCGAGGGUGUUUGGCAACUCGUUGAGUUUGUAUGGUUACCCUCACUCCUAUCACCUUGUUGGGGGGCAUAGCCCCAGGCUGAGAAGGCAGGAGAUGCAGGCAGAUAAAUCACUGAACAGAGUUUCGGUUUUCCUUUUCUGUUGGUGCCUACUCUGCCUUAUUGUGUUCUGAGUAAGCUAUGCAAAUUUGGCCAAGUUAUGUAGCCUGCUUGUAAAGAGUGCUGUACCUUUGAACAUCCAUACAUAUGUGAAGCAGCAACCUGAUGCCGUAUCCUGAAACUUAUCUUGUCCAAUUAGUUGGUUUUUGAAUGUUUGAGAGGACUGCAUAUCUCAGAUGUAGAGCAGAUCACAACAGUUAUAGGAAAUCAUAUUGGGUUUUAGUACUA
Rhodamnia argentea is the source of this 2446-nucleotide messenger RNA. RefSeq names its product E3 ubiquitin-protein ligase RMA1H1-like. NCBI's taxonomy places the organism in Eukaryota, Viridiplantae, Streptophyta, Magnoliopsida, Myrtales, Myrtaceae. Gene Ontology annotation, biological process: ubiquitin-dependent protein catabolic process. Gene Ontology annotation, molecular function: ubiquitin protein ligase activity; metal ion binding; ubiquitin-like protein conjugating enzyme binding. The record is from RefSeq and is a predicted model, not a curated record. The transcript has 4 exons. The coding region runs from base 1441 to 2232 and encodes 263 amino acids. Gene Ontology annotation, cellular component: endoplasmic reticulum.